Messenger RNA from Xyrichtys novacula (pearly razorfish), 7680 nucleotides. The record is from the annotation of a GenBank genome assembly. NCBI's taxonomy places the organism in Eukaryota, Metazoa, Chordata, Actinopteri, Labriformes, Labridae.
AUGAUGGCUGAGCCGGAGCUGAAAUCACGGAGCAGUCGGGAGAGCAUUGCCAAGGCGACAAACCAGGAGAAGAUGGGGGGUAGGUACUGUGCAUGCUCACUCUCCUGUAGAUACCACAUGGUGCAAGGCUGCAUUAUCCCGCCAUGUGCCCUGAUGCAACAUUGCCUAAUACCAAAGUACACUCGGUUUGAAUUUACCACUGAGAUCCAACUGUCUGCUUUGGACAUUAAUGUAGUGUUGAUAGGUGACUCAAUGAAUAGAUGAGGAAAUCAAGCUCAUUUUACACCCUCGAAAUAACAUUAUGUUCCCAACUGGGCCCAAUCCUUUGAUGUAGUAUGUGUCUAUAGAAGAAGGAGGCAAAUGAGGGAAAUUAAAGUCAAUCCUGAGAAACAGGUUGUUAAAGUGGCCCUAUUGUGCCUGUUAAACCUGCUUUUUGAUACUCUGUGCCACAAUCUCUCCAGAUUUCUAAAACUACAAUUCAAAAUGUGGAAAUUCCUGCUCAACAUGUGGACUGAAACUAUGGAAAUGAUGAAAAUGUAGUCCAGUAAGUUUUGUUUUACACUCUAUUAUAUCAAGCAGCACAGAACUUUCCCAGAGAGGAGAGUUUAAAGAAAAGUGACCUGAAAACAGGAAUUUCUCUUUAUAUUUGUUUUGACUUAACUUGAGAGGUUGUCUGUCAUAUAUGAAACUCUAAUCUUAUUUCCUUGUCUUCUGUCCACUCUCCUUCAGCAGCAGAAGCAGAUCCAGACCAAGAUGGUCUAAUUGUUGAGCAGCCAACAUCUCCGACCACCCCAAUGGUCCCUGCUGCCACUGCCACAAGCCCCACAAGUGACUCACCUAAAGGAGAGAAGAUCGUGCUCAAACGCAGCAUCACCCUCUUCAACGGUGUGGGAAUGAUCAUAGGCACCAUCAUCGGCUCGGGCAUUUUUGUCACUCCAACAGGCGUGAUCAAAGAAACUGGCUCAGCUGGGCUCUCCCUGAUUGUUUGGUCUGUCUGUGGAGUGAUCUCUACCAUGGGUGCCCUGUGCUACGCUGAGUUGGGCACAACUAUCACCAAGUCAGGGGGGGACUACACCUACAUUCUGGAGGUGUAUGGUGAACUGGCGGCCUUUUUGAAGCUGUGGAUUGAGAUGCUUAUCAUUCGGCCUUCAUCCCAGUAUGUGGUGUCUCUGGUGUUUGCUACAUACCUUCUGAAACCUCUUUACCCAAACUGCGCCGUUCCUGACAGUGCUGCUAAGCUCAUUGCCUGCCUGUGUCUUAGUGAGUGGAAGUUUUUGGCUGGCAAAGUCUUACUAUUCAACUUCUUUAUAGAUAUAAAAAUGUCACAACAUUCAUACCUUUAAUACUGGUUUCCACCUAAGUUUGUAUUUUUCCCUCCUUUUUUCACCUUUUGUAGCUUCUCUGACAUUUGUCAACUGCAUUAGUGUGAGAGCAGCCACCAAGGUCCAGGACUUGUUUACAGCCUCCAAAUUACUAGCCCUGAUCAUCAUUAUCCUCUUUGGCUUCAUCCAGAUUUUCACAGGUGAGUCCCACUGAGCAGACAGAGGACCAAGACCACAAACAAAAGUAGAAAGGCUUUUUUUCUGAUUUUGGUUUGUAGAUGGUAAAGCCACAAAUACACACCUUUUUAACACAUUAAACACACAGUAAUGUCAUAACUCUACUGAAUAUCAGCGGGAUGACCAACACUUAGGAUUUUUUACUAUCUGGUGUCCUGCUAUGCCAAUUUGUCCAUCUUCAUCACAUCCUGUUGCCAAAUGAGGUGCAAAAAUUAGUGCAACUGUCCUCGUUGGCUUCCAGCUUAUUGUUAGUGUGUGAUAGAGAUUAUGCCAGUAUGGAAAUUUAUAGUGUAUGUCGUACUGCAUAACCUUGUCAAAAGCCAAUAACUGAAACAGUACUUGAAUCUGAUGUAAUUUUAGAAAAUGCUUCAGUAAAUAGUUAAACUUACAAUGGUGAGGUUUGCACAUGGUCUUUGCUGUACAUCUUCCUUCAUGUACUGAAGCUGCCUCCAGUCACCUCCCCUUGAUUUACUUGUUUUGUACAAUAGUGAUGGUUAAAAAAGUGCAACAAAGCCAAAGCUCCAUUAAUCUGCUGAUCAAAGUACCGUUAUAUCUGUUCUUUCUUCAUCCUGUUGACUGUGGCUCUAAAGCUGAGGUUGAUUUCUUUUGUCUCUAAUGAUCAACAAAUAGUUGACGAACACAAAUGAGCCCAAUCAAGCAGACUGCCCUCCUUUCACUUUGUUAACACACUUACUGAGUCUGAACACAAGGACUGUCUGUCUGCAGCCAAGUGAUUGGGCCUGAGCCACUGUGCAACCAUGUGCAUGUGAGUCUACAGUAUGUGGGUGUGCUUUGAAGAUAAACUCUGCUGGGCUUGGUUUCAUACAUGACUCAAAUCUGCACUGGACACCGAACACAGUAUGAUUAAAUUAAUAUGCAUUAAAGAGUAAAAGAAGUCCUUUACAAUUAGAGACAGAAGCAACUGCUGCUCACACAGUUUAUAACGUACAGCUUCAAAAAUUAAAAAAUAUAACAAGAGAGACACAAACUUAUCUGUUAGUCAAACUGAGUUAACACAGCCACCCAGUGAUCUCCAGUCAAACUAUUCAAAAUCCAAAAUAGCGGGAAGACAGUGAGGCCAUCGUUUGCUUCAUGCUACAUCUGCUGCUCUCCCCCUUUUGCAAGCCAAGCCCUCCACCAUUGUGCUCUACACUGUGUAACCAUGGAAACUAGGCGGCGAAGCUGUUGUCACACUGUGGUCUUUCAAAGUGCACGAGAGAAGGAUGGGGUGAGAAAAUAACGUGUGUGUGAUAGGCCUCACAGAGAGCACAGUCAUUAGCAUCUGAAAGCGACAGGUAGAGAAGAGAGUCACGCACGACCAAAACUUCAAGCACACACACUAGGACACACACACACACUUAGCCAACUUGACAGAUUUUUUUUUAAGCUGCUCUGAAUAAAUUAGUGUACUUGUUGGAAAGAUAUUUCUGCUGUUUUUUUUCAAAUGUCAGCUGGUCAGGGUCUGAUUAUGUUUCAGUACAUCAAAGCAGAUGCUCAAACCUCGAGACAAAGUGAACAGAUAAAGACCCAGUGGGCCAGUUCCUGGUUGAAAAUGUCAAGUGUGUGAAAGGGCAAGCAAAUACAGGCCAGCAUUCAUGCAAGAAAUAAAAAGUGACAGCAGCCCUAAAAGAGGAUACUCUGCAUGUCUUUGAAACCACAGCAUUUCCUCAUUUUGGUUUGAAGGUGAAUUGUUCCUCUUUUAGUUAUUUCUGAAUUUAUUCUUAUUUCUUUAUCUGUUUGUACAGGUGAUGUACCCUACCUUAAACCUGAAAACGCAUUUGAAGGCAGCAAACUGGGAGUGGACAACAUUGUCUUGGCCCUGUACAGUGGCCUCUUUGCUUUCGGAGGCUGGUAAGGCAGUUGUUACCAUAAUCAUUUGGAUAGAGUAACAGCCCAGAGUUAGAUAUGUUUUAUUUGAGCUACUUACUCUUUACCUUUGAAACACAAUAAAAACAAACAAUAAACAAUAAUUUCAAGCUUUAUCCAAUCCUUAAAAUAAUGUUCCUGCUCUGUGUUUUCUUUCAGGAAUUACCUGAAUUAUGUGACAGAGGAGAUGAUCAAUCCAGAGAGGUGACUUAAAUGUGAUGCAGGUUGUAUUGAGGAUUGUACAGCCUCUCCUGUAAUUAUAUGCCAACAGCAUGACUAACUGCAUCCAUGACUGAGCUUGUUUGCAUGGAGAUACCAAAUGAAAAGUGACCUAACAACAGAAAACAAUCUUGUGCAGUAUCUUGAAAAACCAAGUUCUAAGCUCAAAUAUAUAAGCUUGACUAUUAUUGCAUUGGAUUGGACAGAAAAUUCUAUCUGCAAAGCAUGUGUCACCAUCAAAAUAUAAAAAUUGCGCAGUUAAAUGGGAGCUCAUUAACACAAAUCCACUUACUAAUUUCAUUAUUACAAUGAAAACAAUCAAAUAAUUUGUAGAGUUCUUUUCUCAAAUGACCUUUGACCUCUCCCUCUCCAGGAACCUGCCCUUGUCCAUCAUCAUAUCCAUGCCUAUAGUGACAGUGGUCUAUGUUCUUACCAACCUGGCCUACUUCACCACCAUCUCUCCUGAGGUUAUGGUGGAGUCUGAAGCUGUUGCUGUGGUGAGCUGCACAAGAGUGUCAAACUGUGUACUUACAAACUUCAGCUCAAAGGUUGUGUUUAGAUGAAGUGUGAGGAGACUUUAUUCAUGUUGUUGUUUGGCAGAGUUUUGGAGAGUAUCAUCUUGGUGUAAUGGCCUGGCUCAUUCCUGUGUUUGUGGGAUUGUCUUGUUUUGGAGCCGUCAAUGGAUCCCUGUUCACCUCUGCAAGGUUGGUAUUUAUUGCUUGCAAUUUACAACAGUUGUUUUCAUUUAUCACAGCUUGUAGCUCACGGACAGUGCGGACGAAACUUACUUUGUGGAAAAGUUGAGAGUACAAGUUUCCCUUUCUCAAACAAACUUCAUCACUUACAAAAAGCCAACUAUAUUGUCUCACAAUUAUUAUUCAAGUACUUUAUCAUCCACUAGGUUGUUCUAUGCUGGGGCUCGAGAGGGUCAACUCCCUGCUGCUCUGGGAUUGGUCCACACAGACCUCUUCACACCAGUGCCGUCCCUCAUCUUCACAGUAAGAGUCUUGCUACUAAAAGCAGUGACUUAAGGUUUAUUUAAACUUUGCAAAGAAUCACAGUUUCAAAGCAACAAAGCAGUUGUUAUGUCCCAAUAUGAGUCAUGUUUAUAAAUCCUGGACUGUCUUGGCUUUGACCAUGAACUUCAUAUUUUUUACUUAUGAAAUCUUUGAAAUGUGUAGACAAGAGUAGUGGCACAACUUCAGCUGUGUGUACUAAACACCUUAAAUGUCUGUCCUGAUAGUGGUACAACUGAACACCUGACAGCUUUGACAGACCACUUCACUGUCGCAGACAAUAUCCCUUUCCAGACCCUGAUUGAAAUAUACAAAGACUGAGCAUUUCUUACCUAAAUGUGACCUUUUCUAAACUAAUAAAUAUCGUGUAUACAAUGUUACAAAAUAUGUGGAAUCACAAAUCCUUAUAAACAACUAUAAGCAUUCACAACAACUUUGAGCACUGUUUAAAAAGUUUCAUGCAGCAGACAUAGAUCUGAUUUAAAAAUACAUUAUACCUUAAUGCAAAACCAACCUCAGGGUCUUUUGAAUUUGGGGUUUAAUAACACAUCAUAAUCUCCCCACCUUUAUCCGGCUGUAAAGGUUCACAGAUAAAUCAUUGUCAGUACAAACAGUGCAGGCCCUGAGAACUAUCUAAAAUUUAUUUGCUUUAUUUCAGCUAAAUACAACUUUAAACAGCUGUCUUUUUUGUCCAAAAUGGAAAAAGAAGUGUCCUAUUUUUUUGCUUUUAAAAAGGAGAUCCAAGGCUUAAGGCCUUUGACAGCUUUAUUUUUGUUUUGUUUUUAAACGUUCAUAUAUACCUUCGGAUAUUCUUAUAGCAUACUAUACUGGGAUCUAUAAACAUAGUCAGGAGGGAAUUAGCAAUUCCCUUUUUAUCCAGUCAGCACUGCACUGUUCAUAAACAGUGCUACAAGUCAUUUUGAAUGCUUAUGAUCAUUUAUUAAGAUUGCUAUAAAGCCUUAUCAGUGCACUAACUGGGCUUUAUAAAUGUUCCAUACAUUGUAAGUUGUGGGUUUAUGUGAAGAGUUAACCAUAUGAUCCCAACCAGAGAAAAAUUAGGAUUGGAAAAUAAAGCCUAACAAAAACCAUUUAACAAAAUCUGAUGAAAUGGUGUGGUAAGUUCCAAAGUACCUUUAUCAUUUUUAUAAAAAAUAACCACACUACAAAAUCUGCCAUAGUACUGCUGGCUGUCCUACACUUCUGAGCAGUUGAUCUUGUUCAUUAGGUUGAGUGGUUGUCUGCAUAAAGAUGGAUCAUCUCCACCUCCUCCUUGUUUUGCAAGCGCUCCAAACGUACUGUCUUCAAUUUAGGGAAGCUGUCAUGUCCUGUACUUUGAAACAGAACAACCAUAUGUAUAAGGCUAAUACGCUAACCUCCCUUUUGUUCUAGUGUCUUCUCUCCAUGAUGUACGCCAUCUCUCAAGACAUCUUCUCCGUCAUCAACCUCUUCAGCUUCUUCACCUGGCUUUGCGUCGGUAUGGCCAUUGCAGGCAUGGUCUGGCUACGUUUAACUAAACCCGACCUCAGACGUCCUAUUAAGGUAAGGUUUCACUGUUUAAAGGUACUAUUGGUAAUGGAGGUCUAUCUAUUAAUCUAUCUAAAGUCACUCUUCAAAGCAGAUAUUCAUGACCUUUCCUCUACCUGGACCUCAGCCUGGUUUCUUUGUCAGCCCAAAACAUCAACACGUCCCUGGUUUCAUGUGGCACCAACACUUUCAGAUUUCAUUGUUUAUUUUUUAUGAAAACACUAUUGUAUCACUGCGUCUGUUAUUACCUGGAAAUGGGACCAUGCUGAGUUUUCAGGAUGAAGGGAGUGGUGUUAGCAUGAAUAUGUGGUUUUGUUUCUGUUUGAUCACAGGAAUAUUACUUUGGUCCACCACAGGCUUUCAUCUUUUCCUUUGAGUCUGGGUACAAUACGACCUUUUUGUUUGAAAAGUGAACCACUAACAAUGUAUAAAUACAGCUCUCCUCAUAUAUGUAAACUAAUAAUGAAACAAGACAGUCGACAACUUCUUAGAUCUGAAUCCAGAGCCUCUGACAAGCCAAGAACACAUUUCACUUCAUUAGCUUGUGCUGCUGAGCCAGCUGUGAGAGUACAUUUCCACAACACCCGUGCACUCUUAAGGACUAAUUAGACAAGUGCUGGAAGAUAGAAGACAAAUAUCGACAAUAAUAACUGCUAGUUCAACCUGAUUGAAGUGAUGCAUGUGAAAAUGGGAUACAGGUAACACUGGGAUAGCAUCUUUACAAUAACUGGUUAUUGUUUCAUUAUUAGGAUGUAACCAAGAGUUGAGGAAUAACUCAGAUCUUUUACUGUAGUAAAGGCUGAAAUAUGAGGUAAAUAUUAAAUAAAUAAUAUGAAGUAAAGGUGAUCAUUCCCCUUGAUUUUAACCCACUUCAGAAGAUCUAUUCUUCAAAAUACUGUAUAUUUUCAUGUUUGUCACAUUCAGGUUAUCUCUAGUCUUUUUUUAUUCUCUAAUUCUUCUGUGUUGUAUUUCUGCAGGUCUACCUGUUCAUCCCUAUAACUUUUGUUUUGGGCUGCAUCUUCAUGAUACUGGUGUCUUUCUGGGCAGCUCCAUUUGAGUCCGUGGUAGGCUGCAGUAUAAUUCUCACGGGCAUCCCUGCAUACCUCCUGGGCUACAAGUGGAAGAAACCCCAUGUGGUCCAGAAAAUGCUGGGUGAGUGAGACACAGAUGCUUAUUUUUUAACAGCAUCUUUGUUAGUCCAGGCAUGCUGAGGAAGCAUUCAUUACAGGUUGUUAUUAAAAUCUUGUGAGAACAUCUGCUGGUUCACAGCACUGAUACAUCUGGCUUGUUUGUCUAGUCAGUGUAAAAGACACAAACAGAAGUUUUGCUCAAGUGUUUAAUAAAAUCUAAAGACAUCUGACCUGUGCUAACUGAGAACAAGAAAGCAGACACGUCUAAUGUCAGUUGUUUUCUUCUCAGAAAUCUUCACCAUGUUCUGUCAGAAGAUCUUCAUGUCUGUUCCUGAGGAGAGGGGAGGGCAUGAGGCCGCUGAGUGA